This is a messenger RNA of Pieris napi, 1489 nucleotides long. Its product is annotated as small glutamine-rich tetratricopeptide repeat-containing protein alpha-like. The transcript has a single exon. Gene Ontology annotation, biological process: post-translational protein targeting to endoplasmic reticulum membrane. The record is from RefSeq and is a predicted model, not a curated record. Gene Ontology annotation, molecular function: molecular adaptor activity; protein binding. Gene Ontology annotation, cellular component: TRC complex; membrane. Bases 144 to 1019 code for a protein of 291 amino acids. Lineage: Eukaryota; Metazoa; Arthropoda; Insecta; Lepidoptera; Pieridae.
GUUCAUUCAUGUCCGUGCUAUUAUCUAUGGUUCAUAUCCAUCACUGAAAAAUUAAAAAAAUUGUGUCACAAUAAUUGUCCACAACCUAAUACUGAUUUAGAAGAAUCCUAUCAUUUUUUAAUUAUCUUUAUACAUUCUACAAAAUGUCGGAGGUCAAAGCAGUUGCGGCGGGUAUAGUGAACUUUUUGAAACAACAACUCGAUGGGGACACCCUCAGUGUAGAAUCCCGGGAAAGUAUAGAAGUUGCGGCGCAGUGCAUCGAGACCGCUUACGAACUUACACCUGAGCAGCUCUCUAAGGGAAUUGACCUUUUGCAAUUAAUGCGGCAACAGACGAGUAACCCUGUAGCUGAUCUAGCGGAGGCCGAGAAACUAAAAAACGAGGGAAAUGAAUUGAUGAAGACUGAAAACUUUCGCGAAGCUAUGGAAAAGUACAGUAAGGCCAUAGAAAUAGAUCCACGUAAUUCUGUUUACUUCUGUAAUAGAGCCGCCGCUCAUUUCAAAUUGGGUGAACAUGAGGGUGCUGUAGCAGAUUGUAUGGCGGCCCUAGCACUGCAACCGAACUACGGCAAAGCACACGGUCGCCUGGGACUAGCUUUAACUGCCUUAGAUAGACAUGUAGAAGCACGCAUAGCCUUUGCUCGAGCUGUACAAUUAGAGCCAGACAAUGAAUCUUAUAAAGACAACCUGCGCAUUGCCGAAGAGAAAAUCGCGCAGCGCGGCGGCCGUCCUUCUAUGGACCUUGGCGGCUUGCUGCAAAAUCCAGCAUUGUUGAAUAUGGCAACAGAAAUGCUUUCAGAUCCUAACAUGCAGAACAUGUUAUCAGGAUUGAUGAAUGCCAACACAGGUGCUCCAGCUGCCGGUGGUAUGGGAACUAAUGUUAAUGCGCUACUAGAAGCUGGUCAAGCUUUGGCUCAACAGAUGCAAGCAGUAAAUCCUGAGUUGGUGGAGCAACUAAGGAGACAGAUCCGUCCUCCUCAAGGCACAGGUGGAGGAAAUCCACCCCCUACCUCACAAUAGUGUUUUUAAUUCAUACUGGCACAGUCAACUACAGUUGAGAGGGUUUAACAGAGAUAUGCUGUUGUCCUUUAUUUUAAUUUGAUAGUUGAAUUAUAUUUUUAUGGAAAUGUAAAAUAUAAGGAUUAUUCAUGAGAACACAUUUUAAAAAUUUCUAUAUAUUACCAUUAUAUAAUUUACAAAUUCACCUCAUCAAGACGUCUACUGAUAUGUGUUACAAGUUACGGAGUCUUCUAUUUUGAUAUUUAUGUUAAAAGUUUAAACUUUACUUUUAUCUGAAGGAUUGUUUAUUUAUUUUGACCUGAUUAUGACUUGUUUUUAGCUAAACUCUAAAAUGCCUGUGCUGAUUUUAAUUGUAAGCUGUUGGACAAGACAAGGUCUGUUCACUUUAAAAUAUUUCUAAUAUAAGUAAUGACUAUAAAUUGUAUUUAAAUAUGAUGUGGUGUUAAAUAAAAAUUUAUGUACUAUGGAAA